AUGUUCGGCCUUGGGCGUUACUUGUAUGGACUUUGCGACCGCAUUGUGACCCGAGUACGAGAACUACUCGUGGUUCCCACAGGUCUUCCGAGGGAUCGUGGUGCCGGUACUGAUUCUACGGGAAAUCCACGUAGCGCAAGUGCGCCGCCAAUGACAGCCGAACAACGGCAACACGAAGAACAACGCAAACGAGUCAAUGCUGAUCGCUUCUAUUCCAACGGGCAUCUCAUUGAAACCGUACAAGAUGAAAGCCAGAGCAACUUUGACGAAGAGGCACAACAAGCUGACAACCACAAGACCAUGCACGAGAAACCCCAUCCCUAUCAAGACAAGGAUCGAAUGACCACUCUCAUGGAACCCAUCGAAGAAUGA
Seminavis robusta is the source of this 372-nucleotide messenger RNA. The record is from the annotation of a GenBank genome assembly. Lineage: Eukaryota; Bacillariophyta; Bacillariophyceae; Naviculales; Naviculaceae.